CUCCCUGUGUGAGAACAAUAAAGUGAAUCCAACAUGGCGGUCGUCAAGUCACCGAAUGAUCCUCGAGAUUACAGGGUCAUUCAUCUUGACAAUGGCUUGACUGCCUUACUCAUCUCUGAUACCAAUACGGUAUCAUCAAGGCAACGCCAUCAUAGCAGCCACAGUAGCUCAUAUGUCAGUGACACAGAAGAAUCAGAUGAUUCUGAUGAUGAGAGUAACGAGGGGAGUGAAAUAGAAGAUGAUGAUGUUACUGAAACUAUGGGAACUAGUGAUAAUAAAUAUGAUGAUGAUGAAGAAGAAGAAGAAGAAGAAGAAGAAAACAUUAAGAAAGAGCAUGACAAAUAUAGCAAACCAGAUGCAAAACUGGCUGCCGCUGCUCUGUGUAUUGGUACUGGAAGCUUCUCUGAUCCGAAUGAGAUUCCUGGACUUGCACACUUCUUAGAACAUAUGGUUUUUAUGGGAAGUCAAAAAUAUCCUGAUGAAAAUGCAUUUGAUGCAUUCAUCAAGAAACACGGGGGGAAUUCAAAUGCAAGCACAGACUGUGAAAGGACAGUGUUUGUUUUUGAUAUUCGUCGGAAGUAUUUAAAAGAAGCACUGGACAGGUUUGCCCAGUUUUUUAUCUCUCCUUUGUUAAAAGAAGGAAGUGUUGACAGAGAAAUCCAAGCUGUUGAAAGUGAAUUCAAGCAAAGUUAUCAUAGUGAUACAGUUAAGAAGAUGCAGUUAUUACAAAGUUUAUCAAGAGAUUGUCAUCCUUAUAAGAAGUUCCUUUGGGGAAAUGAAGAAACCUUGAAAAACAUCCCCAAAGAAAAGGGUAUUGAUGUGCAGAAUCACCUCAAGUCCUACCAGAAAAGGAUGUAUUCAGCUCAGUACAUGACACUGGCUCUCUGCUCUAAAGAGUCUCUGGACACGCUUGAAGAGUGGGUGAAAGAAUUCUUUGCCGAAAUACCAAAUAACUUGCUACCCAAGCCAACUUUCCAAGAAUUUCCACCUCCGUUUGAAGACUCCUUCUUCACUAAGCUAUAUAAAGUUUUACCAGUCAAGGAUAUUAACCAAUUAGAAAUCACCUGGGUGUUGCCAUGCCAACAAGAACAUUACAGAAUCAAGCCAAUGCAUUACGUAUCAUGGCUACUAGGACACGAAGGACCAGGUAGUGUGCUUUCUUUCUUAAUCAAAAGGUCAUGGGCAGUGAGCUUGAUGUGCGGCAAUGGAGAAACUGGUAUUGAACAUAACACCAACAUGGCACUUUUUCCUUGUCUCGUCAAUUUGACUGAUGAAGGAAUGAAGCAUAUUUUCGAGAUCAUCACCAUAAUUUUCCAGUACCUUGAGAUGUUAAGACAGAUAGGACCACAACAAAGAAUUUAUGAUGAAAUACAAACUAUCGAAAAAUUGGAAUUUCUGUUUCAAGAACAGUGCGAGCCCUAUGACUACGUGGAAAACUUGGUUGAAAACAUGCAACUUUACCCAGAAGAAGACUUUCUGACGGGCGAUCAGCUGAUGUGGGAGUUUAAUCCCAAGGUGAUUUCCAAUGCCCUUGAUCUGCUUACGCCGGAUAAAGCUAACAUCGCAAUCUCUUCUAAAAGUUUUAAAGACGAGUGUAGUGAGGUUGAGCCUUGGUUCCAGACUUCUUAUAAAUCAAUCGACAUUGAUCUAGAGUGGAAAAAAGCUUGGACAAAUCUGCAGCUCAAUCCUGAACUUCACAUCCCAACUGAAAACAUCUUCAUCGCAACUGAUUUUGAGAUUAAAGAGAAAGAUGUCAAGUCACCCGAGUUUCCAGUAGUAAUACUAGACAAUGAUUUUGGUAAAGUAUGGCAUCGCAAGGACGAUAAAUUCAACACACCAAGAGCUCGAUACUACUUUCACUUAAUUUCGCCAAACGUAAACCACGUUCCUGCGAGCAUGGUUCUUACAGAAAUAUUUCUCAAAGUUCUUGAAUACAACUUGAAGGAAAUUUCCUACGCAGCAGACGUCGCUCAGCUAAGUUAUUCAAUGAAUAUUCAUGAGACAGGAAUUGUAUUAAAGCUGGAUGGAUUCAAUCAUAAACUACCUCUUUUGUUCAAGACCAUUGUAGAUUACUUCGUAAACUUUGUAGUUAAUGAACAGACGUUUAAUAUGGUCAAGAAACAAUUAACUCGAGUGUAUCGUAACAUCAUUAUCAAGCCACAGAGACUUGCAAGGUCUGUAAGGCUAAGUAUUCUACAGCUGGUCAAAUGGACAAUUGUCGACAAGAGAGGAGCUAUCGAUAAGAUUACCCUGAAGGAUGUUGAGAACUUUGCCUCGUCCUUUAAGUCUCAACUGUACGUAGAGAGUCUGAUUCAAGGGAAUGUUACUUCAGAGGAAGCCAUCUGUCUUCAGGAAUAUCUUUGUAGUAAAUUGAAUCCUUCUCCUCUUCAACUUGGUUAUCAUCCCAAGAUAAGGGUAGUAGAGCUACCGUGUACGGAGAGUAUUUGUCGUAUUGCAGGCUUCAAUAAGGAUGAUACCAACACUGUAGUUACUAACUAUUAUCAGUCUGGACCAGCUUCAGUAGAAGACUUUGCAGUGAUGGAAUUACUUAUCAUGAAGAUGGAAGAGCCUUGCUUUGAUAUAUUGAGAACUAGAGAACAACUAGGGUAUUCAGUAUUUUGUGCUUGCCGUAACACAUUUGGUAUCAUCGGCUUUUCUGUAACCGUCCAAUCCCAGGCAGAGAAAUUCAGUGUGACCCACAUUCAGUCCCGUAUCGAUUCUUUUCUGGAGGAAUUCAAAGGCAUCCUAGAGACGACUAAAGACAAGGACUUCCAAAGUCAGGUUGAUUCGUUAAUCGAACUCAAACAACACGAGGAUCUCAGUCUCGCAGACGAAACAAACAAAAACUGGUACGAAGUGCUGGACCAGACAUACCUAUUCGAUCGCAACAAGAGAGAGAUCGAAGCAUUGAGGAAACUAACAAAGGAAGAUGUCAUACAGUGUUAUAAAAGUCACAUGAAAAAUGGCGACAAGUACAAAAAACUAAGCAUCCAGAUCGUAGGGUCUGGAGACUCCGAGGUUUACGGUAGUAACAUCACUGAUGGUUUGAAAGAAAAUCUACAAGAUGGGCUACCUGAGGAAAGUGAUGACGAGGGUUGCAAAGAGGAAUGGGUUUUGAGACCACUACAUGUAGUGAAAGAAGAAAGUAUCUGUAUUCUGGACACAGCGGAUUUUAAGCGAACGAGACCUGUUUAUCCUGUUUCACAAAUCAAUUAAUUCUUGGAGUUCAUGUGACGUCAUAGCCGCCAUUUUGGUUGACUUUGACAAAAGAUUUGUGGUAGUUCGUUCAUGUUCUAGAAAAACAUAGAACGACAAUAUACAAGACAAGACAAUGCAUACAAUAUGAAAAAAUACACUACUCUACUAUUGAUGGUUUUCACGGCGGCCAUGUUGGAGGUACUUAACAAAAGAAUUGUCAAUGAAUUAUUUUGUUAUAUCCUCCAACAUGGCCGCCGUGUCUUUUGUUAUUUAAUUCCCUUGGGAAUGGUUGAAAACCAUCAAUACAUUGUAUUCCACUAGAACAUGAACUUGUCUGAAGCAGAUUGGUCUUUGGUUAUACUAACCAACAUGGUGGCCGCGUCUUUUUCCCUUUCAUACAUAUUCUAUUGGGAAGGGACGCGCUUGACCAAUAGAGCCGAGGGAAAGACCGCUUGCCCUUCCUCUGCUUUUCGCAGCACCACAGACCACCCGCGAGCAACGCUGGCUAGGAAAAUCAAUAAUUGGUCUCUAAAUAGGUGUAUAUAGGCUAAAUAGGUGGGUUUUUUCCUUUUUCCAUCUGGCAAUUGCAGCACUUUAUUAAUUAGUUUAUUGCGUGUUUAUUUAUUUAUUAUUUUUUGCUUUGCUUCUUUAGUCUAGGUUGGUUUUUUCCUGGUUCUGCAAAACCUUGGAAUGCUAUAUCACUUUUCAAGAUGGCUAAGUUUGUGUGUGUUUUUUUUUUUUAAUUAUUAUUUUUAUUUGCUUCUGCAAAUCAGCCUAGGCUGGUUUUUGGAUCGAUCGGUUUUUUUUUUCUGGUUCUGAAAAUCCUUGCAAUGCUAUAUCACUUUUCAAGAUGGCUGUUAGUUUAAGAUAUAGUUUUAUUUCCAUUUCCAGUGCAUCCACCCAGCAAGACCUCUGAUUACGGCCCUCUAUCGUAUCAGUGAAACAGAAAUAAAUGAACGAAUAUUUUGAGA
Messenger RNA from Actinia tenebrosa (Australian red waratah sea anemone), 4169 nucleotides. RefSeq names its product nardilysin. Gene Ontology annotation, biological process: proteolysis. Gene Ontology annotation, molecular function: metal ion binding; metalloendopeptidase activity. NCBI's taxonomy places the organism in Eukaryota, Metazoa, Cnidaria, Anthozoa, Actiniaria, Actiniidae. The record is from RefSeq and is a predicted model, not a curated record.